GAACACACCAAAGAUACAUACGUCAGUGAGUUUCUCCAGAAACGAAACUUAAUAGAGAACUUCCUCUUAGAUGAGUUUUUGAUAAAGGUUUUAAAAUUGAUUAUCCCUCUCUUUGCCUUCUCUCUAGCAAAAUAAUUGUAUUUGUUGUAUGUAAUUCUGCAAAUGCUGUUAUAAACCUACAAGAACAGAGUUCCUGUUUCCCAGCAAGUCACAUUAAGAAACAAUAGUAUACAGUACCUCAUUCUGGUGGCCUUUUUUAAGUUUUGGUAUAAAAACUGAAUUAAAGAAAGCUUGUGUAAUCCAUCAAUGUCACAGCCUUCUCUGAGCAUGUUCCAAAAAAGUAGCCCUGGUACUCCAGCUCAAAAGAAGAAGAAAAAGAGGUUCUCUGAUAAAGAAGACCAUGUACUUGUAGAUGAAAUAAUGAAUCAUGCCUCAGAACUAUUCGGUAAAAAUGCACGCAUUGCCUUGGGGAAAUGUACUAUUUGGGAUAGUGUAGCAAAAGUUGUCAAUGAGGUGAGUGAGACAAAUCGCACAGUGCAAGACUGUAAGAAGAGAUGGAAUGACUACAAAAGAAAAAUUAAACGUACUAUUGAUGAAGUAAAGAAGUUUCCUGAAACUGGAAAUACCGAGCCUCUGGAAAACUUUUUGUCUAAAAGACAGAUGCGUGUUGUUGAUUAUUUCCAAAUGGAUUUAGAGGAGAAAAAUACAAUCCAACAUCUUUCUGACCAUUCUUCAGUGGAAGAAGUGCCUUUGCAUAUUUAUUCCUCAGAAGAUUCAGAUGAAGAUUUUGUUGAUGAUUCCAAGAAGGGGAUGGCUUUCUUCUUAAACCAGAGAAAGGAGCAUAAUCCUCAGGAUACGUCUAUUUCACAGUCUUCAAAGCAGACAUCUGAGUACAAAACCCCUGAUGCACACGGGGAGGAGCCGGCACCUACCCCUGUUGUACCUCCAAUGGAGCUUGCCAAGUUAGAUGUUAAAUUAGAUCAGUUAAUGUCAAAACAGACUGAAACUUAUGAAUUCCUCCAAAGUAUGCAAAAUGAUAUUAGAGCUUCACAAGAAAUGCAAAGAAAAAUGAAUCGACUUAUGAAAACCAACUUCUUAGAGCUGCAGAAGUCCAUUAUUUCCAUUCAGAACAUUGCAAGAGACAGAGAAAACCAGCUGGAUCUCUCAUUAAAAAGCAUCCAUACUAAAUUAGAUGAGAUGACCAACACUCUCCGUGAGAAGAAACUGAGAGACCUGAUGGCCAGUGAUGACUCUGAUGAAGAAUGGAACUCAGUGCAGGAUGUAAAAGUUUCUCUUCUAGAUAAACAAGAAAAGGUACAGCUUAAACAAAAAAGAAAAGCACCUCAGACCACAACAUUUUCUCCUGUAGCUAAAAAGUUAAACAAAUAAAAAAAGCUGUCUGAUCAUUUCAGUUAGUUACAAUUGUUAAUCAGUGCAUAAAUACUUGACAAAACACUUUGGGGCAAAUUCACUAACCUACGGAGUUGCGCUAUCGCAGGCUUUGCCACACUUCGCCAGGCGAAGU
Molecule: messenger RNA, 1525 nt
Organism: Xenopus laevis (African clawed frog)
Lineage: Eukaryota; Metazoa; Chordata; Amphibia; Anura; Pipidae
Gene: mypopl2.2.L
Product: myb-related transcription factor, partner of profilin-like
Exons: 3
Coding region: 307-1389 (360 amino acids)
Source: RefSeq, a predicted model, not a curated record